AUGGCGACAUUACAGCCCCCGGCAGCUCGAUUGGCCGCUUCAGGCCUGAUCCGCAGCCCGCCGCGCAUCGCCAGGUCGUUCGGCGCUCGGCACAAAGCACUGCAGCCGGUGACGGCGGUCCGGCACAAGUCUGGACCGUACGGCUACACCCAGGCGAAGGCACUCGUCUUCUCCAAAUACGGGGAGCCCAGCGAUGUUCUGAAGCUCCACACGCACUCCAUCUCGCCCACCCUCCCCGACGGCGCCGUCCUCCUCCGCACCCUCGCGGCGCCCAUCAACCCAGCGGACGUCAACACGGUGCAGGGCACCUACGGCGCCAAGCCGACCUUCACGAACCUGAUCGGCACAGCCGACCCGUCCGCCGUGCCCGGCAACGAGGCCUGCUUCGAGGUCGUCGCGCGCGGCUCGGGCGUCGCGUCCCUCCGCCGCGGCGACUGGGUCAUACCGGCGCGGACGGGCUUCGGCACCUGGCGGACCCACGCGCUCGUCGAGCGCGCCGAGGCGAGCCUGCUCAAGGUCCGCGACGCCGACGCCGACGCCGACGCCGGAGACAUCACGCCGCUGCAGGCCGCCACCGUCUCGGUCAACCCGUGCUCCGCAUACCGCCUGCUGCGCGACUUCGUCGACCUGAUCGGCCUCAGCGUGCGGAGCUACUCGUCCGGCGACCCGGCCAGCGGCGGCGCGUGGUUCCUCCAGAACGGCGCCAACAGCGGCGUCGGGCGCGCGGCCAUCCAGCUGGGCCGCCACUGGGGCCUGCGCAGCAUCAACGUGGUGCGCGAGCGGCCCACGCCGGCCGAGACGGACGCGCUGAAGGACGAGCUCCGGCGCCUCGGCGCGACCGUGGUGAUCACGGAGCGGGAGCUGCUGGACCGCGGGUUCGCGGCCCGGGUGAAGGAGGAGUGGACCCGCGGGGGCAGGGACCCCGUCAUGUUGGGUCUCAACUGCGUCGGCGGCAAGUCGGCCACGGCGCUGGCGAGGUGCGUGUCCGACGGCGGGACUGUGGUGACGUACGGCGCCAUGUCCAAGCAGCCCGUGGCGCUGCCGACGGGGUUGCUCAUCUUCCGCGACUUGCGGUUUAGGGGCUUCUGGCUGAGUCGUUGGGCUGAUGCUGAUAGGGAGGCCAAGAAGAGGACCGUCGACGAGAUACUGGGCCUCAUCAGGGAGGGCAAGUUCAGCGACGUCCCCUCCCAGGAGAUCAGGUGGGACUGGGGCACCGAUGAGAAGGUGCUGAAGGAGGCCGUGCAGGGCACGCUGGAGGGUUUCAGGGCCGGAAAGGGGGUUUUCAUGUUUGGCGAUACAUGA
This is a messenger RNA of Phialemonium atrogriseum, 1302 nucleotides long. Its product is annotated as putative trans-2-enoyl reductase. The coding region runs from base 1 to 1302 and encodes 433 amino acids. Gene Ontology annotation, biological process: fatty acid metabolic process. Gene Ontology annotation, cellular component: mitochondrion. The record is from RefSeq and is a predicted model, not a curated record. The transcript is spliced from 2 exons. Lineage: Eukaryota; Fungi; Ascomycota; Sordariomycetes; Cephalothecales; Cephalothecaceae. Gene Ontology annotation, molecular function: trans-2-enoyl-CoA reductase (NADPH) activity.